Molecule: messenger RNA, 2066 nt
Organism: Thunnus maccoyii (southern bluefin tuna)
Lineage: Eukaryota; Metazoa; Chordata; Actinopteri; Scombriformes; Scombridae
Product: E3 ubiquitin-protein ligase TRIM21-like
Exons: 2
Coding region: 1-1467 (488 amino acids)
Molecular function (GO): zinc ion binding; protein binding
Source: RefSeq, a predicted model, not a curated record
AUGCUAGACCAAAAGUGUCAGUGUCCAAACUGUAAAAAGGGUUUCAACACAAGACCUGAGCUUCAGGUCAACACUUUCAUCUCUGAGGUGGCUGCUCAGUUCAGACAGUCAGCUCAACAAAAAGCCAGCAGCAGCAGCUCAGAGCAACAAGCUGCCAAACCAGGAGAAGUUCCCUGUGACGUCUGUACUGGCACCAAACUGAAGGCCCUGAAGUCCUGCCUGGUGUGUCAGGCCUCCUACUGUGAGACUCACCUGGAGCCUCAUCUGACAUCUUCAAGCCUGAAGAGACAUCAGCUGAUCGACCCUGUGGAGGACCUGGAAGGCAGGAUGUGUACGAAGCACGAUCAACUGCUGGAGUUGUUCUGUAAGACCGAUCAGAUGUGUGUCUGCACCCUCUGCACUGCUUUGGGCCACAAGACACAUGAUGUUGUUCCUCUGGAAGAAGAGUAUGAAGGGAAGAAGGCAGAGCUGGGGAAAAUAGAGGCUGAAAUUCAGGAGAUGAUCCAGAAGAGACAACUGAAAAUGUGGGAGAUCAUACAGUCAGUGGAGCUCAGUAAGGAAGAUGCAGACAGAGAGAUAGUAGAUGGUGUUAUGUUCUUCACCGCUUUGAAGGAGUCUGUUGAGAGAAGCCAGAUCAAACUCAUCGAGACGAUCAAAGAGAAGCAGAGAACAAAAGAGAGACAGGCUGAAGACUUCAUCAAAGCGCUGGAACAGGAAAUCUCUGAGCUGAUGAUGAGAAGCUCUGAGCUGGAUCAGCUCUCAUGCUCUGAAGACCACCUCCAUCUUCUUCAAAGAUUCCCCUGUCUGAAAGCUGCUCCACCAACCAUGGACUGGACAGACAUAAGCGUCCACCCAACAUCAUACGAGGGGACUGUGGUGAGAGCUGUGGCUGAACUGGAGCAGACGAUCACUAAACAGAUGAAGAGGCUGUUUGAGGCGGAGCUGAAGAGGGUCCAGCAGUAUACAGUGCAUGUGACACUCGAUCCUGAUGUUGUACAUCCCAGACCCGCCCAGUCUAAUGACAGACAACAGGUAAAGCGAGGUAAUGACUGUAGAUGUGUCUUAUCAAAGCGGGGUUUCACCUCAGGGAGGUUUUACUUCCAGGUUCAGGUUAACAGGUGGUCUACAUGGACUUUAGGAGUGGCCAGAAAGUUGACCAACAUGAGCAGAGAAAUCACACUGUGUCCCAGAAAUGGUUACUGGACUGUAUGUUCUAAGUCAUCUGGUGAGUACUUUGCUCCUGCUGACCCGUCGGUCCGUCUCUCCCUGAAGCCGAAGCCUGAGAAGGUGGGGGUGUUUGUGGAUUUUGAUGAGGGUCUGGUGUCCUUUUAUGACAUUGAUGUUGCAGCUCUUAUCUACUCCUUUACUGGCUGCUCCUUCAUUGAGGAGAUUUAUCCAUUCUUCAGUCCUUGUCCGCAUGAUGGUGUUACAAUGCACCUCCCUGAUAACAUGUGUGUAUUACAGUGAGGAGAAACAUCUAAGUUUUUGAAAAAAAUGCGGUACUCUUUCUACUUUUUCUUCUGUUUGGCAGUACCACAUCACAUUCUUCUUAUUUCAGUCUAUUUAUAAUUUUUGUUGUCCUGUUUUCCGUUGUGUAAUUUUGCUAUCUUGGUCUGUUCUGUAUGCACAACAUCUAUUGUAUGUCCGUCCAUCCUGGGAGAAGGUUCCCCCCUCUGUUGCUCUUCAUGAGGUUUCUUCCACUUUUCCCCAUUAAAGGGUUUUUUUGGGGUGUUUUUCUUAUGCCAUUCAAGGAUCUCAUGACAGAGGAGGUUGUUUGCUGUAUAGAUUGUAAAGUCCCCUGCGGCCAUUGUGAUUUGUGAUAUUGGGUUGUAUAAAAAAUGGACUUUACUUGACUUCCUUUUCAAUUCCAAAUGUUUUUUUAAAUUUUUUAAUAUGAUAUUUUCCUGUUAUAUGUCCCAUUGCUCCUCACAGUGGUUAAAUUAUCUGUGACUGAUCCUAUCUAGUGUAGUUUAAUCAUGUGUAUAAAGUGUCAUUGUCUUCAAAACAAUCAAAAUAUUAUGAAAAUGUAAUAAAAGGAGAAGCUUUUGCAGUGGUCAUUACAUAUU